AUGACGGACUCCGCGGCUCUGGCGCUCGCGGAGCUUGAGGCGGAGGAGGAGGCGGCGAUCGCCACCCUCAAAGCCGAGUUCAAGGCCCGCAAGGACGCGCUCUGGGGCAAUGUCGGCGCAAGGGUAUCGAUGGGCGGUCCGCCGCCCAAGGGUCGGCUAACCUGCUCCGCGCUCCUGUGUGCGAUGGUCGCGGCACUCGGCGGACUCAUCUUCGGAUACGACAUCGGAGGCGGGGGAGGCGCCCAGGUCAUGCUUGGCUUCAACUGGCAAUUCGGCUUCUUGAAGCCUCCCCAGCUCUACCCCCCUGGGACACCCGUGUCGGAGAUGGACACUGACAUGAACGACCCCCUCAACAUUUUCAUCGGGGAGGCCCAGUACAUCGACGCCGUUGGCAAGAUCGCCUCGCUGUUUACCUUUGGUGCGGCCGCGGGCGCGAUCCCAUCGGGCUACCUUGCGGACACCUUCGGACGCAAACCCUGCAUCAUCAUCUGCGGCCUCGUCUUCUCCAUCGGAGCUUCGAUCCAGGCGUUCGUGGACGUGGAGCCCAAGUCAGAGGAUGAUGACGCUUACAAAGAAGCGGCCACGACGUGUCUGUUCAUUUUCCUGAUCGGCCGUUUCAUUGGCGGCGUUGGCAUUGGCAUGCUCUCCGCGACCGUCCCCGUCUACAUUUCCGAGUGCGCGCGCAAGGAGGACCGCGGCAUGCUCUCCGUCCUCUGGCAGACGGCCAUCGUCUCGGGAAUCACGAUCGCUGGCUUCCUCAACCUGCCCUUUGCCGAAACCGGCCCGGAUGGCAUGUGGGCCGGCGAGCCCCUCGACGGCGGCCCUAUCUUCCCAUGGGGGUGGCGCGCCUCGUUUGGAGGCAACGUAUCAGUUGCGAUACUGCUCUCCGUCCUCAUGCUCGGCAUGCCCGAGUCGCCUCGCUGGCUGUUUGCGCAUGGCAAGGAGGAGCAAGGGAUGCAGGUCCUCCUCAAGCUCCGUUCCACCAAGUUCGAGGCGGAGCAAGAGGCGGCUACGAUCCGGGGCAAGAACGACCGCGAGUCGAACGGAGGCAAGAGCAAGCCUGUCCAAUCUGGCUGGGGCGGGCUGUGUGGCACGUGGCAGCCGUGGGUGGGGAUCAAUGCUAUCAUGUUCUUUUUCCCCAUCCUUCUCUCGCAGUUCUUCGACACGCAGGGCGCCCUGUACGGCAACCUCGGAAUGAACAUCGCGAACGCGUUGGCGACUCUGAUCGCCGUCUUCGGCGUCGACCGCUGCGGCCGCAUCUCCCUGUUUAUGGUCUCCGGACUCUCGAUGGCCUUCUGCCACGCGUGCAUGAUCUACCUCGCGGCCGCCGAGCAAACUACUACGGUGGGCAUGGCUAUCAUCGGCGCGAACCGCCUGUCCCCUCAGCUCAGCCCCGUCCCGCUACUGCUUGUGCACCGCUGGAACGGCCCGCUGGAACGGCUCGCACGCGUGAACUGGCUCAUGAACUCAGUUGUCUCGCAAGCGUACCCAGCGAUGCAAAACUACCAAGCGAACCUCCCCUUCAUCGUGUUUUGCGCCACGCUGACGGUCUACCUGUUCGCCCCUGAGACGGCUGGACUGUCGCUCGAGGAGAUCGACGAGGCCUUUGCGCAGCACCACGUGAAGGCGGCGCGUUCUUUCUGGAAGGAGGCCCAGCGCAGCAGCGGCGACGCGGGCGAGGAGCCAACCAAGGGUGGCGGGGCGGGUAGUGUUGCUGGCUGUGGAGGGACAACGAACGCAAUGGAAGGGCAUGGCGCAUGCGAGACGGAGCCAGAGGGUAGCGGAAUCGCGUAA
Emiliania huxleyi CCMP1516 is the source of this 1794-nucleotide messenger RNA. RefSeq lists its product as hypothetical. NCBI's taxonomy places the organism in Eukaryota, Haptophyta, Isochrysidales, Noelaerhabdaceae. The record is from RefSeq and is a predicted model, not a curated record. Gene Ontology annotation, biological process: transmembrane transport; carbohydrate transport. Gene Ontology annotation, cellular component: membrane. Gene Ontology annotation, molecular function: carbohydrate:proton symporter activity. The transcript has 13 exons. The coding region runs from base 1 to 1794 and encodes 597 amino acids.